Juglans regia (Persian walnut) is the source of this 723-nucleotide messenger RNA. Its product is annotated as pollen receptor-like kinase 1. Lineage: Eukaryota; Viridiplantae; Streptophyta; Magnoliopsida; Fagales; Juglandaceae. The record is from RefSeq and is a predicted model, not a curated record. Gene Ontology annotation, molecular function: protein binding. Bases 1 to 723 code for a protein of 240 amino acids. The transcript has 2 exons.
AUGCAGCCAGUAGAGAAUAUGGGACUAGAUGGUUUCAUUGAUGUGGACUUGCUCGCGUUACUGUCGAAUUUGAGAACUAUAAGCUUUAUAAAGAACAACUUUGAUGGCCCAUUGCCAGAUAUAAAGAAACUCAGUGCAUUAAGGUCUUUGUAUUUAUCAAACAACAAUUUUUCUGGGGAGAUUCCUUAUUAUGCUUUUUCGGGUAUGCUGCGGUUGAAGAGAGUGCAUUUGGCCAAUAAUCAGUUUGCUGGUAGUAUUCCUACAUCAUUGAUAACUUUGCCAAAGCUUUUGGAGUUAAGGCUUGAGGAUAACCAUUUUGAUGUGGUCUUCAUCAACCACAAGAGGCAACCAUCUUUAUUGACAAAGGCUCCAGUACAGCCAUCAAACUUGCAAAAGAAAUCAGGCAUAAAGGAAUCGAACGAAUCAGGGAAAGACUCAACAAACCGCAGUGGAAAUACCAAGAAGGUUGAGGGUGUGAAGCUGACCUUUGUCAGGGAAGAUAGGGAGAAGUUUGAUAUGCAGGAAUUGCUUAAAGCCUCAGCUGAGAUAUUGGGCAGUGGAUCCUUUGGGUCUUCUUACAAGGCUGCCUUGCACAAUGGACAGGUGAUGGUUGUGAAGCGGUUCAAACAAAUGAAUAAUUUGGGGAAAGAGGAGUUCCAAGAGCAUAUGAGCAAGCUAGGGAGGUUGAGAACCAUUAGUGUAUGGCUCGGCUCCUUCACUUGA